Messenger RNA from Didymodactylos carnosus, 1415 nucleotides. Lineage: Eukaryota; Metazoa; Rotifera; Eurotatoria; Philodinida; Philodinidae. The record is from the annotation of a GenBank genome assembly.
AUGAUUAAUGAACGUCAUUCAUUUACAACGACAACAACAACACCAACAUCAACACGUUUUACAUGCAAUCAAGCAUUAAUCCAGUCGCAAGGUCCUUACUGUGAUGGGGGUUGCGCAGUUGCAACAGCUAUUCCUCUUAUGUGUAUAAAGAGCGUUAGUCCAUCAACUUGUGCAAAUAGUAUUUAUAAUUCUGUGGAAGUCAAUCAAGGACUAAUUUGCACUGAUUUUAAUGUUUAUUUAUCAAUCAGUAGUGGCGCUACGUAUAAAAAAGUUAGCCUGAGUAAUAGUACCGACAUUUAUAUAUCAUAUAACAGCAGUGCUUGGGCAACUGAAAUAGGUGCAAAUAAUUGGGCGGUCACAACACAUAUUGAUUUGACUCAACGACCUCUUAAUACAUCUCCUGGUCUGUAUCCUCCUAUAAUUAACCGUUUUCUCUUCUAUACACUUGUUUUUCAUUUAGUCACUGGUUCACUACCCUUAAUACGUUGCCGCGUAGGCCAGGUAUGCACUAUUCAAAUACCAAUUGCUGAUUGGGAUACUGGUAAUGUGUUGCGAUGUCGAUGGUCAACAGGUUCGCCAGUCGAUGAAUGCGGAGAUAUUUGUUUUACUGGAUCAGCAACCAGUUCAUUUUCAACGGCACAGUUAUCCACGUCUGACUGCACAAUAACGUGGCUUGCCGCUUUUAAACCUAGUCAAACCCAGUCAACAUAUGUGGCAGCUAUCACCGUCGAAGAUUUCGUUAAUAAUGCAAGUUUAGUAGCUUUAAGCUCUGUUCCAUUGCAAAUGUUGAUUCUGGCUUACGCGCCCCUUGCUGGUGUACGUCCAAAUCGAGCAUGCAUCGGUGUUCCGAUCAAUGUCACAUUGACCGAAACUAUUAUUGCUCAGGUCUAUUGUGCUAAUAGUUCAAUCACAGAGUUUUUAACGAGUACGCCAAUGUACAUGACAAAGACGUCUGUGCUUCCAGUCGGAGCAUCAGCGCCAACCAGUUAUUACAUUACAAUGACAUGGACACCAACUGAAGAUCAAUAUGGUCCUCAGGUGUUUUGUGCAUCACCCAUCGAUAACAAAGGCUUGUCUGGUUCUCAAUAUUGCAUCAACUAUGUCGUUGGUCUUGGUAGUCCUGAUUUAAUACAAUCAGCCUAUAUUAUUGGCACUCAAUCACCCAUCGGUGUCGUAUUUUCAAAUCAAUCGAUUUUUAGUGUACAAGGUAAACAAUUCUAUCUGACUAUAGGUUUCUGACGAUGGAAAAAAAUUAUUCAGGUCCAUAAAACGGCCCGUUAAUGGCCACUUAACGGUCACACAACAAACGGCACGUUAAAAAGUUCUCAAAACGGCAAACAAACGGACAGGAAACAAGCUGUUAAUUUGACCAUUUUAGUGUGGACAUUUCACGGUCGAAAAAUUGUCUGAAAACG